GGCGUGGGGCGCAGGCCGUGCGCGCCGCCCGCUCCAUCCCUGCCCGGAGCGCAGCGCGGCGCGGGGCGAGGCGAGCCGGUGCGGAGCCAGCGCCCGGGCAGCAGCUCCAGCUCCUGCCCUCCAGAGAGCCCAGAGAGGGAGGCCUCGGGCCCUGAGCCCAGCACGUGGAUGGGAGGAGCGGGAGCCAGCUAUGGAGAAGGACACAGCUGUGUCUCCGUGUGAUCCCUCCUGCACGACGCCAGAGCCACCUCCAGACACACGCUUCAGUGCCUCGGUCUCCGUGCGGGGCCCGGGGAGCGGAGACCCAGCCCAGCCCCAGAGGAAGGCAGCUCUUCGGGGCAUCCGAGGACUGGAGUUUGAGCUGCAAACCUGGCCUCAAGGCCUGCCUUUCUCUCCUUUUCAUUCGUGCUCGUGCCUAACGCAUUAUAGGAGACCGCUUUAUUUAUUUCUAGAGAAACAGCUCUGGGUCCGUCAUUGAAGGCCCCUGAAAUCUGGACACCGUUUUUUGAGCGCUCAGCGGGUGGCAUCCAUCACUAACCCGUCAGGAGCUGGGGGAGGAGUGGCCGGGGCCCAGCCCGGGGGCGGAGCUGCAGGGCCGCAGGAUGGCGUCCAAUGCCACGGCCUCUUCCCUUUGCCUGGACUCCACCGCGUGCAGGGUCACCAUCAGCAUGGUCCUCACCAUCCUCAUCCUCAUCACCAUCGCAGGCAACGUGGUGGUCUGUUUGGCUGUGGGGUUGAACCGCCGGCUCCGCAACCUCACCAACUGCUUCAUCGUGUCCCUGGCUGUCACCGACCUGCUCCUGGGCCUGCUGGUGCUGCCCUUCUCCGCCAUCCACCAGCUGAGCUGCACGUGGAGCUUCGGGAGGGUCUUCUGCAACAUCUACACCAGCCUGGACGUGAUGCUGUGCACGGCGUCCAUCCUCAACCUCUUCAUGAUCAGCCUGGACCGGUACUGCGCCGUCAUGGACCCCCUGCGCUACCCCGUGCUGGUCACCCCUGUCCGGGUCGCCGUCUCUCUGGUCUUAAUCUGGGUCAUCUCCAUCACCCUGUCCUUCCUGUCUAUCCACCUGGGGUGGAACAGCAGGGCGGAGACCAGUAAGAGCAACCACACCACCGCCAAGUGCAAAGUGCAGGUCAACGAGGUGUACGGCUUGGUGGACGGGCUGGUCACCUUCUACCUGCCUCUGCUGGUCAUGUGCGUCACUUACUACCGCAUCUUCAAGGUGGCCCGGGACCAGGCCAAGAGGAUCAACCACAUCAGCUCCUGGAAGGCAGCCACCAUCAGGGAGCACAAAGCCACGGUGACGCUGGCUGCCGUGAUGGGGGCUUUCAUCAUCUGCUGGUUUCCGUACUUCACCGUGUUCGUGUACCGGGGCCUCAAAGGGGACGACGCCAUCAACGAGGUGUUUGAGGCCGUCGUGCUGUGGCUGGGCUACGCCAACUCGGCCCUGAACCCCAUCCUGUACGCCGCCCUCAACAGGGACUUCCGCACGGGGUACCGGCAGCUCUUCUGCUGCGGGCUGGCCGGCCGCAACUCCCGAGGAACCUCGCUGAGGUCCAGCAGCUCUCAGCUGUCCAGGAGCCAAAGUCGGGAAGCCAGGUGGCAGGAGGAGAAACCCCUGAAGCUCCAGGUGUGGAGUGGGACGGAAGCCACGGCCACCCAGGGAGCCACAGACAGGAAGCCGGCGCUGUCCUGCACCGCCUGCGCCAGCAACCUCCUGAGCUGCUGCAAGAGCCUGUGGGGGAGCAGGGCCCUCCAGAGACACGUGGGAGGCCCCGUGGAGGAGCCACCGGGGGGGCCGCCGUCUGAGCAGCCACCGAGCCCACCACUCCCGGAAGACAGGAGGACGUUGCCCUCCAAGGCUGUCCACACCCCGCCCCAGGACACUGAGGAUGCUGCUCCCAGUCCCUAAGAUGUGACUCCUGGAGCCCCCAGGGACCCAACCCCCGAAGCCACCGAGAACGCACCCCGGCCGGAGUCUGCGGGUCCCAGAGCAACAGAGCCGGACGCCAGAGUCCCUGGGCCCCUCGGGCCUCGGGUGGAACAGCCUGUCCUGUGCCCGGCAUUCCCAGGCAGCCGCUCGGGGCUCCUCUGGGCCCAGUGGGCCGAGUCCCGCGGGCUCACAGCUCACGCUGGUGCUGGCCCGGGGAGCCGUGAGCAGAGAUGGCGGGAAGGACGGGGAUUUGUACAUGUGUGUGCACGGACGUGUGUGUGUG
Microcebus murinus (gray mouse lemur) is the source of this 2217-nucleotide messenger RNA. RefSeq names its product histamine receptor H2 (gene HRH2). The record is from RefSeq and is a predicted model, not a curated record. Gene Ontology annotation, molecular function: G protein-coupled serotonin receptor activity; neurotransmitter receptor activity; histamine receptor activity. NCBI's taxonomy places the organism in Eukaryota, Metazoa, Chordata, Mammalia, Primates, Cheirogaleidae. Gene Ontology annotation, cellular component: plasma membrane; dendrite. Gene Ontology annotation, biological process: positive regulation of vasoconstriction; gastric acid secretion; chemical synaptic transmission.